Orbicella faveolata is the source of this 910-nucleotide messenger RNA. Its product is annotated as allatostatin-A receptor-like. Gene Ontology annotation, molecular function: G protein-coupled receptor activity. Gene Ontology annotation, biological process: G protein-coupled receptor signaling pathway. Lineage: Eukaryota; Metazoa; Cnidaria; Anthozoa; Scleractinia; Merulinidae. The record is from RefSeq and is a predicted model, not a curated record. Gene Ontology annotation, cellular component: membrane.
GUAUCAUUAUAAGUAUUUCGUAUGAAUUUAUUUAUUACCUUUCUCUAGGUUUUUCAUAAUUAACCCUUUUGAGAAACUACGCGGUACGUCUGCCCAUGCGGUUUGCAGUUUACUGACGAGUGGGUCAUUCAUGUGGACAGGGAUUUUAGCUUCUGUGCUGUUCCUCGUUUUGAUUGCUGUGGAGCGUUAUCAUGCCGUACUAUAUCCUUUACAUCAUCAGACUGGAAUGGUAGUUACAAAACUGAAAACUAUUGUUACCUCCUUAUGGGUUUACGCACUCGCCUGGAACAUUCCAACGUUUGUGCUGUUUCGUUACAGCAAUCAAAGUGGACGCUGUUACCAAAAUUGGCCUAAUCCCUACUUGGGUCGAGCCAGAGCUAUUUGGUGGGUCCUCAACACGGCUGUGGUUCCUGUGAUUAUUAUGGGCUAUCUGUAUAUUCAGAUUGUCCGCAAGCUAUGGAAGAAUAUACCAACGGGCAGAAUUCAAUCCCAGAAAGCAAGGAGAAAAGUAACCCGGAUGACACUAAUCAUUAGCAUGAUCUACAUUUUGACAUGGAUUCCAAACAGCGUCAUAUUUCUUCUGCUCCAAUUCAGCUCUUACGUGACCCCGGAUUCUCCAGCGGAUCAACUGGGAAUUCUGCUUAUCACUUUUAACUCGUGCAUCAACCCUAUAGUGUACAGCUUACACAGUACCCCAUUUAGUAACAGCUUGAAGAACAUGUUGCAGUGUUGCAAGCCGCGGUGUGCAAGAAAUACUGUUGUACCAACCACGCUUGUUACUAUUCAAAGAGACAUAGACGUCACAUCAUAUAGAAACGAAGACUUUGUAGAAAACAGGAUCGAAAGUAGACUGUCAGAAAGGAGUCAUCAAACCACUCAGAGUGAAUAAACAUAAAAAUUGCAAAAGUUA